Messenger RNA from Amoebophrya sp. A25, 1541 nucleotides. Lineage: Eukaryota; Dinophyceae; Syndiniales; Amoebophryaceae. The record is from the annotation of a GenBank genome assembly.
AACGGCGACUGCUCUCUUGAGCCCGAAGGAGAACCUUCCGCUGCCUAUGGGCGAGCUCGUUGCCAUUGUGGAGCGCCUUCAAUCGGCGUUCACAGCCUUAAUGGAUUUCCGCUUGCAGGAUCUUUUGGACGCAGGAGCGCAGAAAGAAGCUAAUCGUCUCGUCGAAGAAGCGACUGAGCGAGUCUUCGCGAAGAUGGAUGAAGAAGAAAAAUUACAACAAGAACUACGAGAAAGACAAGUAGUCGCGGCAGCGUCUGGUACUUCUGGCGGAACGCCAAAGAAGUCAGCAGUCGGUGGGGAUCAACAGAAUGAUCAUGGGGAAGAUGAAGACGAGGAGGAAGAUGAGAUUGGAAAAAUCAAGUACAGCGAAAAGAAAGCCCUUCAAUGUCCUGAGCGCGAAAAGUUUUUGCUUGGCCGACUACAAACCAAUCCGGCUGAGAAUGAGGAGUUGUCAGUGUAUCUGCACACGGUGAUGACGAAUUUCGAGACCGUGUGUGCCUCGUUUGAAGCAUUACAAGACUUACUCGAUAAUUGGCGUCUCGAAAUUCUACCGCAAGUCGUCGCUCGCGAUCGAUUCACCGCGAUGUGUAAAGCGAAACGCGCAAUGCAAGGCAAACAACGGCGCAACGCGACCUACCGGGUGCAGUCUGCCACAUCGGCCGUGAUCGGCAACAUGAUGACCAGUGACGCCGAAAUGCUGCGCUGGAGCGAACGGCACGACAAAACCGCUCAGAAUGCUCACGGACUUACAUCACAGACGACUUCAAAAGCUACUACAGCGACCAACAAAAUGACGAAGGAUAUCUUUGCAGCUGAGGCAGCACUGGACGCGGAAGAAAAAGCGACUCAGAGUGAGAUGGGAAAGCAGAAGACAUCAACAACUGGUGCAGAACAACAACUCCAGGAAGCAUCAAUGUCGAGUGUCCAUGUUGGAACCGAACGCAUGCACUUGACCGACAGCGAGCGAAAGGCUCGGCGCGCGUUUGGCAUCCUACCCUCGUUCGAUAGCAUCGUAAACGCUGGAAAUGCUAUGGACAUGCAGACUCCAUCGCCACAACGACCGAGACCGUCUGAGGACAAAAAUCAAGAGGACUUGCUCAGCAAAACCCACGACGACGAAGUAGUCGAAGGCCAGCAUUCGGUAUUUGCCGACAUCAAGACAAAAGCACAACGACGUCGCGGUGACCAUCAAGGACUAACCAAUAUCGACGAGGGGAAAGAUGAGCAAAAUCGAGAACGUCCCACAUCUUCUAGCACAGCAUAUUACAAUCAGGCAGCUCCCGAUGUUGUUCCUCUCCAGGACGGAUCUCCUACUGCUGCAGCACGUGCACAAGCUAGUCCUUUUAUAGAUACUGCCAAGAAUGACAAUCUGGUUGAAGAUUUUGAUCUGUCCAGGUCCUUCGUCCACGUGACGGAUGUUCUGCCGAAUUUGAACUACGAGAAUGGCGGUCCCGACAAUAUUGAAGAGGAUGACCACCUGCGAAAUAUUCAUGCAAGUGGGGUGGGUGUUGCUGCGGCUCCGGUCGAAUGCAAGGUCGUGU